CUCGAUGAAUCACACAGUGCGAGUGAGGCGGUGGACGAGGAAGGGGCAAGCAAGUCUCUGGAUCAAUCAAACCUCAGCCUGAGGUCCUCAGCCUCGGUAGCCAUCAACUUUCAAGAAAUCCUCAAGCGCGACCGUCCGAACGGAGGCUUGGGUUUCUUUCAGAAUGAGAAAGACGAGGAAAAGAACAUAGUGGAGAUCUCAGGAGAGAUGAUCGACGAGGCACUCUAUAACUCCAACGUUUCGGAUGCUGGCCGCCUCCUAUCCCUUUCUCUGGUGGGAUUGAGGAUAUCGAAUAUCACCAGAUUGAAUAAGAUGCACAUGCUUCGUAAUUUAGAUCUUUCGUAUAAUCGGAUAACAUCCAUGAAGGGACUAGAGUCCCUUUACCAGUUGAGGGAACUGAAGCUAACUUGUAACAAGAUUACAGUGCUCAAUGGAAUCAUGAAGCUGACUGCGCUCGAAGCUCUCCACCUAGAGAUCAAUAGGGUUGAGACGAUCGGCAAGCAAAGUCUGCGAGACAACAAGAAAUUGAAGACCUUGUGCUUGGACGGAAACAACCUGACACAGAUCAGCGGGCUGGACUCCCUCGUCAUGCUGACGCGGCUUGACGCUUCUCAGAAUCACUUGACACGCCUGGAAGGGCUGGGUAUGCUCAAGUGCCUUGAAAGCCUCUCGAUGUCUUUCAACAGCAUUCGAGUCAUCGAGGGCAUGAGCGCGCUGGCCAGACUUCGUGAGCUCGAUCUGUCCAACAACGAGAUAGCGUCAGUCCAGGCAAGACAUCAGGGUCUCAAGACAUGUGUAAAUCUCGAAAUUCUUCGAUUGGACCAUAACGCCAUCUCUGACAUUCGUGGGCUGCCGAAGUCAGUGUAUCCUCCUGUUGCGCAGUUGUGA
Guillardia theta CCMP2712 is the source of this 888-nucleotide messenger RNA. RefSeq lists its product as hypothetical. Gene Ontology annotation, molecular function: protein binding. The record is from RefSeq and is a predicted model, not a curated record. NCBI's taxonomy places the organism in Eukaryota, Cryptophyceae, Pyrenomonadales, Geminigeraceae. The coding region runs from base 208 to 888 and encodes 226 amino acids. The transcript is spliced from 4 exons.